Messenger RNA from Naegleria lovaniensis, 1776 nucleotides. RefSeq lists its product as uncharacterized. Lineage: Eukaryota; Heterolobosea; Eutetramitea; Acrasida; Naegleriidae. The transcript is spliced from 2 exons. Gene Ontology annotation, molecular function: protein binding; protein-disulfide reductase activity. The record is from RefSeq and is a predicted model, not a curated record. The coding region runs from base 1 to 1776 and encodes 591 amino acids.
AUGGUCAAGGAAAUUAAAUCCGAUUCUCAAUUUACAUCAGAACUUGCCAGUACCAACAAGCUGGUAGUGGUCGACUUCUUUGCCACAUGGUGUGGUCCUUGCAAAAAGGUUGCUCCGAUUUUUGAACAACUCUCCACUCAAUACCAACAAGAUGCCGUCUUUCUCAAAGUAGAUGUAGAUAUUUGCCAACAAACAGCUGCUCAAUGCGAUAUUUCGGCCAUGCCAACCUUUGUUCUUUUCAAGAAUAAGAAGAAACUCGAUCAAGUAGUUGGCGGAGACAUGAACAAACUCAAUCAAUUGAUUAUGAAACACAAAGGAGCAAGUAGUAGCAGUACAAAUGGUACAAGUUCUUCUUCACAAGUAGAAGAUAAUGAACCCAUUCCAAGUCAUCUUACAACAGCUGAAGAUUUCAAAGAGGAAGGCAACAAGCGAUACAAGAAAGCAUCUUACAAGAAGGCUGCUGAAUGUUACUCGAAGGCCAUUGAAAUUGAUCCAAAUCAAGCACCCAUCUACACCAACAGAGCAGCAUGUUAUUUACAAUUACAACAAUACAAGAAAGUCAUUGAAGAUGCUCUGAAAGCUCAACAAUUAGAUGCUAAAUUUACCAAGGCCUAUCUCCGAGCAGGUCAAGGAUAUUUACAAAUGGGUAAAACAAAAGAAGCCAAAGAACAAUUCGAUUUGGGACUUAAACUUGAACCCAAUAGUGACCUUUUCAAGAAGGAACGAGAGGCAGCUGAGAAAAUUGAAAAAUAUUUGAAUAAUUCUAAAAAUUUCCUUUCUCAAGGACUCUACAAGGAAGCUAGUGCUGAGGUUGAUUUGGCAUUGCAAAUUGCUCCACAUUCGACCAUUGUGAAAUUGGUCAAAAUUGAAUCUCUCAUUGGACUGAGAGAAUUUGAUACUGCUGCCAAAGAAGCUUCCGCCAUUCUUCGAGAUGUUGACAGUAACAAUUCAGAUGCUCUAUUUUUGAGAGGACAAGCGCUCUAUUAUGCUGGAAAUACAGAUAGUGGACUCAAUCACAUCACACAAGCACUCAACUUAGAUCCUGACAAUCAAAAAUGUAUUCAAUUUAGAAAACAAAUUAAGAAAAUUGAAGCUUUAAAGGAAGAAGGUAACAAACUUUUGCGAAAUGGAAAAUACCAAGAGGCCUACGAUGAGUAUACCAAAGCGAUUGAAAUUGACCCAAAGAAUGCAAAUUUGAAUGCUGUAUUAUAUUGCAAUCGAGCUGCAGCUGCAACCAAAUUGGGUAAACACGAGGUUGCCGUCAAAGAUGCCACCAAGGCCAUUGAAUUGAAUGACAGUUAUUUGAAGGCCUACAUGCGUAGAGGUUCGAGCUAUAUUGAGCUCGAACAAUAUGAAGACGCCAUGCGUGACUACAAUAGGGCUCACGAAUUGGAUAAGGACAAUGAGGAAAUUGAACAAAAAUUGAAAGAAAAGGCAUACAAGAAGCUUGCUAUGCAAUGGCAUCCAGAUCGAUACAUUGACGAAGAGGAGAAGAAGAAUGCUGAAAACAAAUUUAAGGACAUUACAGAAGCACAUAGUAUUUUGUCAGAUCCUCAAAAACGACAACAAUACGAUUCGGGUGCCAUGGAUGCCGAUUUCGAAGGUGGAUUCCAUGGAGCUGACAUGAACGACAUUUUCAGAAUGUUCUUUGGUGGUGGAAUGGGAGGUAUGGGAGGCAUGCACAUGGGUGGUUUCGGAGGUGGUGGUAUGGGCGGUUUUGGAGGUGGUGGAAGAAGAGGUGGUGGUGGCAUGGGUGGAGGACAAUUCUUCUUUUAA